Molecule: messenger RNA, 2167 nt
Organism: Patella vulgata (common limpet)
Lineage: Eukaryota; Metazoa; Mollusca; Gastropoda; Patellidae
Product: glycogenin-1
Exons: 8
Coding region: 481-1536 (351 amino acids)
Molecular function (GO): glycosyltransferase activity
Source: RefSeq, a predicted model, not a curated record
CGCCGGGCCUGACUUUUCAGCACCAACCGGAAUAAUGAUGAUGGACAUAACGCCAUACAGUGUGCCAUGAGGAAAAUGUUGCCCGGAAAGUGACGCUUCGCCUAUAACUGUUCUUCAAAUUCUAACUGGCAAAUAAGGACUCUUUUACAUGUACACCAACACGUGUAUACAUACAGAGACCUCCGUUUUUGGUCCCAUCCGAAGACAAGACACUGAUUAUUCUUAUCAAAUCCCCAAUUCCGCAUCCACUGACAAGGGAACCUACUCUAAAAAAAUCCCGAAGAAUUUUCUCGGCCAACAACAAAUUAAAUAAAUAAUUCAUCCAAUAGGUGACCUUCGCGUCGAACAGAAUAAGAUAAUGAAAUAGAUUCCAUGGGAACUUGUCCAGUGUUUAUCAUAUUCAGUGUAUGGAUAACGUGUACAUCUAGUCUAGAUCUGUAAGAAUACGCCACGAUAAUUUAUUAGUAUUUACAAAGAAACAUGCAUAAUAUUGUGGGAUUAUGUUUUCUUCUAUCAUUCUUUUUAUGUUUUAUAAAUGUGACAGGCAGGCGUUGCGGUAAACAUGCGUAUGUCACUUAUGCCACAUCCGACCUUACAGCUAUCAGUGCUACAGUUUUAGCCCGAUCAUUGAAGGCCAGUGGUAGUAAAAAAUGUCGUCUUAUCAUGGUCAGUAAUGAUAUAUCGUGGCUUAUCAGACCAUUUUUGAAGAAGAUGUUUGAUGAAAUCAUCGACGUUGAUUUAGCGACACCAAAGAAAAGAAUCUUACAUGAAGAUUACGGUCCUAUUUGGUUAUGGAAAGUGAAGGGAUAUAAAAAGCUAGCUUAUAUUCACAAUUCAGCUAUGGUUCUUAAAAAUCCCGAUGACAUUUUUACCUACGAAUCCUUCUCUGCUACCACUGACGUCAGCUGGUCAGAUAGAUUUGAUACUAAUGUAUUGUUAUUGAAACCAAACAAAAAAGACUUCGAUCAGUUGAUUAAAGAUGCUGAAAAUGAAGUAGAAGAUCCAGAUCGUGCAACAUACAGAUGGGUAUUAACGUCACAUUUUCUUGAAUGGAACAGACUACCGUGUGUUUUUAAUAUACUUUAUACCUUGCCUGAUACGAAUGUAGAUGCUUAUAAAAAACUGUUUCAUAUGAUUAAAAUAGUUCGUUUCGCUGGAGCCAACAUGCCGUGGAACGUGCCUUUAAAUAUACGGGAUAACCGACCAGAGGUCAACAUAGAUGGUGUAGGGCAUAUUUAUAUGGAGUUACCUUUCCAUGAAAAAUGGUGGAAUUUCUUUACCAAAUAUGUUCAAGCUCCUUUAUCGAAAUAUUUAAAAAUAUUUAAUUUAAAAUUAGUAGAGAAGGACAAUCAUCUAUUUCUAGGUAAUAUAGAUUUGCAUAUAGAUGCUGGAUUCUAUCUAUAUAAAAAUAAAUCAUAUCCUAAGUUUAUAAGAAGAGGUGGUGUUGAAGUCAGUAAUGAAUAUACAUGUUGGAGAGAUUUAAUGGAAGGUAUUAGAGGAUAUCAAGAUGCAGGAUUAGAUACUUCAUUUAACUAAUUGUAAUCCUUAUACGCCAUUUAGUAAUUGAACAUAUAUAAAACACAAAUUUAUAUGGAAAACAAUCACUGAUUUUAUUUCACACUACGUUUCAACAAGUUCCUCUUGUUACUUGAGAACGACAAUAGGAAAUGAAAUGAAAUGAAAUGGGGUUUAACGUCCUACUGUUCUGCUCCUAAACUGGGCUAAUGAAGACGGGCAUACCCCUUACAGUGUGCUAUGAGGGAAAUUUUGCCCGGGCAGCGGCACUAUGGCCUAUUCUUAUAUCGAAUUCCAACUGCCAAGGGAUCUCUUACGUGCACGCCAAUGUGUACACGGGACCUUGGUUUUUCGUCCCAUCCGAACGGCUAGACACAUGUCCUUGUCAGGCCCUCCGCCCUGCAUUACUUGAGAACGACAAGAGGAACUUGUUGAAACCUAGUGAAAUAAAAUCAGUGAUUGUUUUCCAUAUAAAUUUGUGUUUUUAUAUUAACUAAUUGUAUCAUCAAAAUAAGUAUUCUGGAGACAUUUCUCUGUUUAUUUAAAAGUUUCUGUGUAUUUGAAGUUGUGAAGAUUUCGAUUCUCUGCUGGUUUAGAAGUAUCUUAAAGAAUCAUAUUAACUUGUAUAUAAAUAAAUGUUUUGAAAAUUGUC